Molecule: messenger RNA, 2224 nt
Organism: Cicer arietinum (chickpea)
Lineage: Eukaryota; Viridiplantae; Streptophyta; Magnoliopsida; Fabales; Fabaceae
Product: cytochrome P450 94A2-like
Molecular function (GO): iron ion binding; heme binding; oxidoreductase activity, acting on paired donors, with incorporation or reduction of molecular oxygen
Source: RefSeq, a predicted model, not a curated record
UUUUUAUUUCAAAGUAUAAAAGUUCAUCACACAACCACAGUGAUGAAGAGAUAAGACAAGUAAUAUAACAACCACUUUUAGUAUCACCUCCAACUUACUAACCUGCAAAAUGGAACUCCAAACAUUGGUUUCGUUGUUACCAUUCUCUGCAACAAUCCUUUGUAUCUUCUUACUUUUCUUCAUAUCCACAACAACGUUACCUAAAUUCCCCAAACCACCCUCCUCUACCACCACCAGCGCCAUUCCCAAAUCAUACCCAAUCUUGGGUUCCGUGUUUUCAAUUUCAGCCAACUUCCACCGCCGCAUCUACUGGAUCACCGACAUCCUCCACACCAUCCCUUCCUCCACCUUCGUCCUCCACCGUGCCUUCGGCUCCCGCCAAGUUUUCACGGCCAACCCCGCGGUCGUCCAACACGUUCUCAAAACCAACUUUCCUUGCUAUCGUAAAGGUCUCACAGUACACCGUUCCUUCGGCGAUUUCCUCGGAAAUGGCAUCUUCAACGCCGACGGUGAAACAUGGAAGUUCCAACGACAAAUCUCAAGCCACGAAUUCAACACUAAAUCCCUCCGUAAAUUCACCGAAACAGUCGUCGACGUUGAACUCUCCGAUCGCCUCCUCCCUAUUCUCUCUGAAGCUUCUCGAAACCAAAUCAUACUCCCUAAUUUCCAAGACAUCCUCCAACGUUUCACAUUCGACAACAUCUGCAUAAUCGCGUUCGGUUUCGAUCCAGAGUAUCUCCUUCCUUCUCUUCCUGAAACCGCGUUUGCAAAAGCCUUCGAUGACGCUACGCGAAUCAGUAGUGAGAGAUUCAACGCGGCGUAUCCAUUUCUAUGGAAAGUGAAGAAAAUCCUAAAUAUUGGAACAGAACGGCGUCUCAAAGAAGCCGUCGCAGAAGUAAGAGGACUAGCUACUAACAUAGUUAGAGAAAAGAAAAAAGAGCUUCUAGAAAAAGCAGCAUUGGAGUCAGUUGAUCUUUUAUCGCGUUUUCUAAGUUCUGGUCACUCAGAUGAAUCUUUUAUAACAGAUAUUGUAAUAAGUUUUAUCCUUGCGGGAAGGGAUACAACUUCAGCGGCACUCACGUGGUUCUUUUGGUUACUCUCAAAGCAUAGUCACGUGGAGAAUGAGAUUCUCAAAGAGGUUACGGGAAAAUCGGAAACGGUUAGUUACGAUGAGGUGAAGGGUAUGGUUUAUACACACGCGUGUUUAUGUGAGAGUAUGCGAUUGUAUCCUCCAGUUCCAGUGGAUACAAAGGAAGCUCUAUACGACGACGUUUUGCCAGAUGGUACUUUAGUCAAGAAAGGGUGGAGAGUUGCAUAUCAUGUUUAUGCUAUGGGAAGGUCCGAUAAAAUAUGGGGACCCGAUUGGGCCGAGUUUCGACCCGAGAGAUGGUUGAGUCGGGUUAAGAACGGUAAUUGGAGUUUUAUUGGGAUGGAUCCUUAUAGUUAUCCGGUUUUUCAGGCUGGGCCAAGAGUUUGUAUAGGGAAGGAAAUGGCGUUGUUGCAGAUGAAGAGGGUGGUUGCUGGGAUUGUAAAGCGAUUUAAGGUGAUUCCGGCUGUGGGAGAAGGGGUUGAGCCGGAGUACAGUGCGUACCUUACGUCAAUAAUGAAGGGUGGUUUUCCGGUUAGAAUUGAGAAGCGUAGCCACGUAACACACAUGUGAAUAAAAAAUUAAAGUUUCCUCUAGGGGUGGAUACCAGAUUGGGUUUGGUAGGUGUCAGUCCAAAAUACCACAUCCGUGACUAACCGAACUUCAUAUUAUACAACCCAAUUCCGACUGUUUUCUUCGUGAUUUCGCCGGUUAGUGGGUUGGUUGGACUUCGAUUGCUUCCGUUUGGUUCAAUAUCAAACUACCAAAUAUUUAGAAAACACUGGAUGUUGUGACUGAACAAGAAGAUAUGAAAAAUGAGAAUGGAGGAGUGAGAGAAGAGUAUAAAGAACUAGAUUCGGGCUAUGCACCACCUUAUCUCGUUGUUGGUAAUGGUAUGACCCCUUUGUACUUUGAAUGCUCUUCUUUCACCAUUUUACAAGAGUUUGCAUAGUUUUUGUUUUUUACCGUAUGCUUCUCUCUCAUAGUUGAUGUGCUACUAUUGUUUUUAUUCUGAAUUUUUAGUAUAGUAUGUUUUGUUUAAAUGUUCAAUAUUGCUAUACACACCAUCAUAUUCAUAUAGCUAUCUACACUCCAUAAAUUUUUUAUAACAUUAAAAUACUCUUUCUUAUUUGUUUA